Molecule: messenger RNA, 754 nt
Organism: Striga asiatica
Lineage: Eukaryota; Viridiplantae; Streptophyta; Magnoliopsida; Lamiales; Orobanchaceae
Source: the annotation of a GenBank genome assembly
AUAACCCCAACUAACAGAGAAAGGUCCAAGACGACCAAGACUACUUCCGAUCUGAUCUUGAACCCAAAUUCACAAAUAGCCCUUAAAUAUCCAUUGACAAGGAAGGCGGUGAUGCAGGAAAACAAGCUUUCCCAUUUAAUUUUGGUCACGCAAAUAUCACUGUUCUUCUUCGUGUUCUUGUUCUUGAUCCCAUCUAUGGCGGAUAAUCUAUCUUCAUCUAAGGCUGAAGUUCACAUAGUUUACACCGAAAGGGUUUCUGAAGGCCAGGAGCCGGAGGCGUAUCAUAUCAAAACUCUCGCCUCUGUUGUUGGCAGUGAGGAUGCUGCAAAGCGUGCUUUGUUGUAUAUCUAUGAGCAUGCUGCAAGUGGGUUCUCUGCUACACUGACUGCCGAGCAGGUUGAUGAGAUCUCAAAACAACCGGGCGUUCUUCAGGUCGUCAAAAGUCAAACUAUUCAGCUGCAUUCUGGACCUUGAAAGAGGCAAGUUCGAAGUGAAUAGUAAUGAUGUCUUGUCGCCAUAUGUUGUUCCAGUUUUACUUAAUGAAUGCGCCUCUUAUGUAAUAUUAGAUCUAAGAGCAUCUUUAGUAAGAGCUUUUGUGGAGGUUUACAAACCCCAACUCCAAGGUUUUACUGUUAAACUUCAUAGGUUUAAGGUUUAUAAAUUUAUAACAGGUUUGCAAAUGUAAACCUCUCUCAAACCUUAUUAAACAAUAAUAUAUAUUCAAAGUGGAUGACCCACUUACUUUUCUUCUCUA